Messenger RNA from Prorocentrum cordatum, 1561 nucleotides. NCBI's taxonomy places the organism in Eukaryota, Dinophyceae, Prorocentrales, Prorocentraceae. The record is from the annotation of a GenBank genome assembly.
AGGACCCACGCGAUGACAGGAGCCAGAGCCCAUGCCGUCACGGCAGGAUCCUGCCGCAACCUUGCGUGACCUGACCCUUCGGCCCGUCUUUUUGCCAUUUUGGGUGCUGCUCGAGUCCGCAGCCAUUUGGGCACGGAGGCACACAGUGCCUAAUUGUUUUGGGCGCGGUGUGCCUCAGACGUUGCUGGUCAAGCAGUGGUGCGUUGCGACGGGCGAGGCUACUGCGCUUCUCUCAGCUUGCAAGUAACGCGCCGUCCAUGUCCAUCAACGUGAAUUUCCACUGUGCGAACUGCGGCACGCUGGGCCUCGCUCAGCUGCCGAUGAUGCAGGCGGCUACGACGGCCGUGAGAGGGCGGGUUCACGACGCGGUCCCGGAUCAGUUCCUGGCUGUGAAAGCGCUUAUGGAGGAGCGCCAGACCGGGUGGAACACGUACGAUUUUACGUAUUGCCAUGAGAUAUAUUCCAGAGGGUGGGCACGCUGUAAGCAUGGCUGUCAGGGCUUGCUCACGGUCCAGCUCAACUCGGUGUCCCUGUGGAGCUCGGUUGAGGCCGAAUCUGCAGAGGAGCUGAUGAGGCUAUCCACCCUGGUGGCAGGCGACAGGCACUCGAGGGAAACCGUAAGCGAACUUCCACCUGAACCCGAUAUUCAGAACGACUACGUGGGGCCACCAGGAAAUGUGACUGAGGCAACGUCCACCGGCUACCUGAUCACCACACCCAGAUCGAGUCUGGGUAAGACGAAAGUCACCCCCAGUUUCGGGCUCGGUGCAAGGAAAGCCGCCGCCUGGAGGUCCAGACUGGUACCAGGCUGUUUUGGGGAGCGGUGCUGGUGUCGCAUGUUGAUCCAAUGUGUGGGCGCAUAGCCACACGUGAGUUCCAGUCAUUGCUCAUAGAAACCUUCGGUUGCCGCUGUUCCCCUGCUGUGAUCAAUUUGCAAGCAUCUUGAGAGCUGGAUCCGACUAGAGGUUCGGAUAAGAUCUCAUGGAACGGGGACCGUCCGGGCACUAUUGUACGAUAAGCUCUGGCAUGCAAGUUCGAAUUCUCACUUGCAAUUGCAUUGUCUAUUCAGGAAGUUCGUUUGGGGUGCCUGUUCAGUCUUCUGCGCCAUCACUCUUUUCUUGGCAACCCGAUCAGGGGCGCGUCUGCAAGAAAUAGUUGAUGCUGUACGUCUCAGGCUUUGACCGUUUAUGGCUUGUCAGCAUCCGUGGUCCCAGCAUUCUUCGGCCGCGUCACUCUCGCGAGCAACCUCUGGCACCAGUUCGGCCAGUACUCAUGGAGUGCUGUGUGACCAAGCCAAUUUUUCUUUUGGCCAAGCCAACCUAUCUUCGAGCGCAGAGGAAGCUCAGGUCUUUCUCAUAAAACCUGGAGUUGUUACACCAAAGGUUGGUUGAAUUUGAGAUCGGAUACUGACAGUCUUGUGUGCUCUACAAGUUUUGUGUACUACAUGAGCGCAGUGUAUCGAAGACGCCUACGGCGAACCACCGCCGCCCCCUGCCUUUUGGAAGCGCCUAUGUGGCCAAACGUUGUGGCGAAGUUUGGCCAAGGUAUUGGACUAUGCGCU